UGGACUCUCACAUCCUCAUUAAAGUUAUGAACCAAAACCAUUUUGUGAGAGUGUUGAGUGAUGAUCAAAUGUGCAAAUGCAAAGAAAGCCGUUUGUUUUUGUCAGUGUGCGGACGGAUGUGCAGGCGACGCUGUCAUGUUGAUAGGAGGCCGACAAACGUACAACGUAGCGUCUUGGUGGUUUGCACCUGUGGCUUUCAGAAAAGAGACAAACCAGUUUGUUUGAGGCAUUGAGUAUUUGCUGUAAUUUCCUGCCUUUCAGACCCGAAUGUGGUAGACUACAUGUUGCAAAAUGGCGAUUGCACCAUUCUGCUUGAUGCUCUCAGCGACACUGAGCAUCACGCCCCACAGAUCUCAGUUCUUCUCGUAUGAGACCAUUUCUCUGAAGUGUGAGGCAAACUCCACUGGCUGGACAGUGAACAGAAGAACUAAGACACCUACUCCAGAGAAGUGUGCUCACGGCUGGGCACUCCCUGCGGAGUCCUCCUGCCUCAUUGAGGACUCGUACAGAUCGGACACUGGAGUGUACUGGUGUCAAUACACCACGGGGGCAUGCAGCAACACCAUCAACAUCACAGUGACCGAUGGUGUUGUGAUCCUGGAGAGCCCUGCGUAUCCUGUGAUGGAAGGAGACAUCGUGACACUUGGCUGCUCCUACAGGAAAGAUGAGCAAUCACCAAUAAAGUCAGACUUCCUUGCUGCCUUCUACAAAGAUGGUGCUUUCAUUGGGAAGGAGAGUUCAGGGAAGCUGACCAUCGAACGCGUGUCCAAGAAGGACGAAGGUUUCUAUAAGUGUCAACACCCCUCAGAAGGAGCGUCACCUCAGAGCCUGCUGACAGUGAGUGUUAGACAUAAGAAUCCAACUGCUCCGACCACUCCUCCUCCUGCUCCUCCGACCAUUCCUCCCAUAACUUUGACCAGGCUGAUCGGUUUCAUCCUGUUGUUUGUCAUCUACACAGUCAUCCUCAUACUGGCUGUGUACUUGUACCGAAGGUGUGCUCGAACUCGAGCUGAUGCCAAAAAGAGAGCUUGUGUGCAUCUGGUGCUGGAAUGAUGAAGAAUGAUGAUGAUGAUGAAGAAGGAGACCAUUAAUAAUCUAUUAGCUAUGCUUACAUGGCAUUUAAUCUGCAAAAGUUUCUGUUUGUCAAGCUUUAUAUGCAAAGUAUAUUAUUUGCAUUUCCUCUCUCAAAUGUGUUGUAUUUUUUACAUAAAUUGUCAAUAUUUUUAUUUGGUUUUCCGUUGGGUCAGACAGAACUAGAGGUAUUUCAGCCUUCAUCAAAGAGUCGGAUGAACCGACAGAUAUGAAAGUGUUUAAACAAACUGAUUUGUGCAUCACCAGAUUUUCCGGUAGUUGUGAUAGCUGAGAAGUGUGUAAAUAUUACAUAAGUGUCUUUCGGGAGACACUUUUAUCUGAUGCUGUUCUUUCAUUUAAACCUUUGGUUGAUUAAUAUCAGAAAACUUUAUCAAAGUAUCAUUUUCCAAAGGAACAUCUGAAGCUGAUGUUUGAAAUAUAUCAGCUUUAUCAGGAUGUUUUCUGCUUUUAUUUCUUUCAUUAAUGAGCAGUAUUUUUGACCUGGAGAUCAAUCCUGUGAAGUCUUACUGGUUGAGGUCUUUUCAUUGUUGUCUGUCGCCCCCUUAUGGUUGUUCAUCAGAGCUACAGUCCUGGGGAUGAAACUGUGUUUGUGGUGGGUGGUUUUGGAGUACAGUGAUCUGUACGAGGAGUCUAAACAGGUUGUAUCCGGGGUGUGAGGGGUCCAUGGAGAUUUUACUGGCCCACUUCCUGACCCUGGACCAGUACGGGUCCUGGACGGAGGGAAGGUCAGUACCAAUAAUCUUCUCUGCAGUCUGUCCCUGUCCUUUCUGGUGGCUGAUCCAAACCAGACAGGACAGGGACGUGGGGUUGUGGUUAGAGUCAGGGUUAGACUCAAGUCUGACCUCAGCCACAGUUUAAAAAAAUAAAUAAAUAACUGUAGUGGCUUUUCUCUGCAAGUGAAGUUGCUUACAGUUCCGACAGAUGGAUGAUAACAAUUGAUUUUUAAUGUUCUGUUGCCAUUUCACACACCCUGCAGCCCCCACCCCACCCUACAAAAUAUUCUCCCACCACACGAUUGACAUAUUUUACAAAGUGCAUGUUGCCAUAGAAAAAGUAAA
Mugil cephalus (flathead mullet) is the source of this 2150-nucleotide messenger RNA. RefSeq names its product Fc receptor-like protein 5. Gene Ontology annotation, biological process: cell surface receptor signaling pathway. NCBI's taxonomy places the organism in Eukaryota, Metazoa, Chordata, Actinopteri, Mugiliformes, Mugilidae. Gene Ontology annotation, molecular function: transmembrane signaling receptor activity. Bases 292 to 1053 code for a protein of 253 amino acids. The transcript is spliced from 5 exons. The record is from RefSeq and is a predicted model, not a curated record.